UCGGGGCGAGGCCGGCGGGGGCGGGCGCUGCCGGGGCGGGUUCGUCGGUGCCGUCCUCCCCCCGGAAGUCUCCCCCGCUCCCUCCUUUCUCCUCCUCUCCCCGCAACAUGGCCGCGAAAUCGGACGGCGGCGGCGGCCCGGCCGUGCGCUUGGAGAGCCCGGGGGGCGGUGGAGAUGGAGGAGGAGGAGGAGGGGGCGGCGGAGGGGGGACCCGGAGGGCGGCGGAGGGGGUCGCGUCCCCCCCGUCCAGGCGGUACCGGCUGCGGGACGGCUGCUGGGUGCUGGGCGCGUUGCUCGUUUGCUUCGCCGACGGCGCCUCGGACCUGUGGCUGGCGGCCCACUACUACGUGCGGGGGCAGCGCUGGUGGUUCGGGCUGACGCUGCUCUUCGUGCUGCUGCCCUCCCUCGUGGUGCAGCUGCUCAGCUUCAGGUGGUUCGUCUACGACUUCGCCGCCGCCGCCGCCGGCAGCACCAAGGACAGCGCCGGCAGCACCAAGGACAGCGCCCGCGGCCCCCGCGGCUGCUGCCGCCUCUGCGUCUGGCUGCUGCAGGGCUGCAUCCACCUGCUGCAGCUGGGGCAGGUCUGGAGGUACCUCCGCACGCUGUACCUGGGGCUGCAGAGCCGGUGGCAGGCCGAGCACCGCCGGCGCCACUUCUACUGGCGGAUGAUGUUUGAGAGCGCGGACAUCAGCAUGCUGCGCCUGCUGGAGACCUUCCUGAAGAGCGCGCCCCAGCUCGUGCUGCAGCUCAGCAUCAUGGUGCAGCAGAACAGCAUCGAGCCGCUGCAAGGGCUCUCGGCCUCGGCCUCGCUCGUCUCCCUGGCGUGGAUGAUCGCCUCCUACCAGAAGGUGCUGCGGGACUCGCGGGAGGACAAGCUGCCCAUGUCCUACAAGGGGGCCAUCGUGCAGAUCCUGUGGCACCUCUUCACCAUCGCCGCCCGCGCCAUCGCCUUCGCCCUCUUCGCCUCCGUGUUCCAGCUCUACUUCGGCAUCUUCAUCGUCACCCACUGGUGCAUCAUGACCUUCUGGAUCAUCCAGGGCGAGACGGACUUCUGCAUGUCCAAGUGGGAGGAGAUCAUCUACAACAUGGUGGUGGGCAUCAUCUACAUCUUCUGCUGGUUCAACGUCAAGGAGGGACGGAGCCGCUACCGCAUGUGCAUCUACUACAUCAUCACGCUGUCCGAAAACGCCGCCCUCACCGCCCUCUGGUUCCUCUACUACAACCGCGAGACCACGUCCGACUUCGACGCCUUAAUCCUCGUCUGCGUGGUCAGCUCCAGCUUCGCCCUCGGCAUCUUCUUCAUGUUCAUCUACUACUGCCUCUUGCACCCCAACGGCCCCAUGUUCGGCCCCCACGCCGGGGGCUGCAUUUUCCGGCAGCAGCCGCCACCGGCGCCGGGGUCCCCCGCGGACGCCGUCACCAGCCCCCCGCGCUCGCUGCCGCGGACUACAGGGGGGGAGCGGGAAGGGGCUCCGGGGGACCGGGACAGCUGCGUGCCCGUCUUUCAGGUGCGCCCCUGCGCCCCUACACCGCCGGCCGCCCGCGCCCCUCGGACAGAGGGUCCCGUCAUCCGCAUAGACCUGCCCAGGAAGAAGUACCCGGCCUGGGACGCCCACUUCAUCGACCGGCGCCUUCGGAAAACCAUCCUGGCGCUGGAGUACGCCUCCCCCACCACCCCGCGCCUGCAGUACCGCACCGCCGGCGUUUCCCAGGAGCUCCUGGAGUACGAGACCACCGUGUAGGGCGGGCGCGGGGGCCGCCGUGGUGCCCCCCACCACGCUCUCCAGCCGGGCUGUCCCAUCUCUUCGCAGCGUUUUGCCUUUCUUUUCGGUUCACCGGCGCCGAGGGGUGACCGCGCCGAGCGCCCCGCAGGCAGGGGCCGGUGAGGUCCCUUGGUGCUAUCCCCCCCUCCCCACCUUCCCCACGCCGCCCUCCUGUGACCCCGCUCCUCAUCCCACCCGGCUCUGCGCCGGGGGCUUGUCCUUGCCAAAAUACCUCACCUGUGCCUGAGCCCCGCAGCGCCCGGCUCCCGGCCGGGCUGGCCAGGUCGGUGGCGCAGGGUGGGGACCUUGGGGCGCCCCAGGGCUCGGGGGUGGUGGGUGCCCCGCUCCGGUGAGGGGCUUUGGGCACGGCGGGGCAUGGUGCAGGGGAUAUGCAGGGGACACACAGUGGGAUGGGGCCAUGGGGAUGCUGGAGAGGGGCUGUACCAGGGUGCGGGGGGCUCCUGUCACCCCCAGGGAGCAGGUGGUGGUGGGGAGCGAGCAGGGGACAGCUGGGGUCUGGCCACCCCCCGAUGUCCCCUACUUCCCCGAGCCCCCCAGACCCGGGGGUCUCCCUUCAUCUCAGCCCUCGGUUCCCCCCGCUGUGGGCUCUGGCCGUGCCUGCGCCCCAGGAGCCCCCCCCUGCUCCAUGUGGGGUGCAGCCCCCAGCCCUGAGCCAGGCCCCCGAUGCCAGCCGGGUGCUGGGGGGGGGGGGGUGGCUGCACCCCCGCUGUCCCCUCCCACCCUCCUGGGAACCGCUUCAUCGCAUCGUGUUUGUUUUCACCUGGUAGGUGACAUUUGUGUGACAUUUUCUACCUCCGCUGACGCUGGUGGGGCAGGGCCUGGCUGGCACCGGGGGGGUUGGGGGGGGGCAUUGCAGGGUGGUGGCAUCGCUCCCGGGGGGGCUCCCCAAGGCCGGAUUCACCCCCAGUUAUUCUCUCCCACCUUUCCCAGCCGGGAGCAUUUCCAUCCACACCCCCGUCAGCAUCAGCCCCCCCCAGCUCCGAGGUGUGAACCGGAGCCAGGAUCCUGCCCCCCACCCCCCGGUGCCCCCCCCAGCCCCUGCAGAGGAGCGGGGCUGCCCCGGGCUUUAGCUCUGAAUGUGUGCCCUGCUCCUGCGGGGCCGGGCUCCCCGGACCCCUGCCCGAAGGGCUGUGCUGAAUGUACCCCCCCGUGCCCCCCCCCGUGUCCGUGUGUCCGUCCUCUGUGUUUGCAGCUGGGUCCGCAGGGCAGAGCUCCCGGCCUCCCCGGGCCGUGCACCGCUCGCAGCAGUGCAGAGCCCCCCGGCACGCACCCACAGCCCCCCCCCCUGUGCCUUCCUCCAGCCCCGGUGCCCCCCCCCAGGUCCCCGAGCUGUGCCCCGAGCUGGCAGCCCUGCCCCAGCCCCGCUGUGCCCCUGUGGCACCCGGGGGUCCCCAAGGCGCUGUGGGGUCCCCAAGGCGCAGUGGGGUCCCCAAGGCGCAGGGGGGUCCCCAAGGCGCUGUGGGGUCCCCAAGGCGCAGGGGGGUGCGCGGUGCCACCGGUGCCCCCCUUGCUUUUUUGUUUCCCAUUUCUCCGUAGCUCGGAGGCCCCCGGAUGACUGCGGGCUGGGCUGGGCCGGGCUGGGGGUCACUGGUGCUAACUGGUGCUAACUGCAAGCCUCGGAAAUCCUUUCGGAGGAGGUCACGGAGCAGCGCUGGGGCUGGGCAGCGGGCUGCCCCCCCCCCCGGGACCCGCACUCCUCCUCUCCCACCAGUAACGGGCAAAAAAAUCCCCCCCAUCCAGCCGAGCUCCGGUGCCCCCCGUCCAUCCAGGCUCUCAGCGGAGGAGGCUUCUGUUAUCCUCAGGGAAGCGCUAAGGAAAGAUGGGACCCGGGGGGGGGGUUUUUUUGGGGUGCGGGGGCACCCAGGAGCCCCACGGCCCUGGGAGCCCUCGAGCGGUGCCGUGCCGGUUCCUGCACCCCCUGCCCACACCCCCAGGGUUUGGAGCCACGCAGCCUGGGGUGAUCUGCACCCCCCCACCCCAUGUGCUCAUUCCCCGGGGGGGGCGCGGGUCGGAGGGACAUUUUUCUAUGCACUCAAGCCACGGGCCCCUCAGCCCCGGGCUGCUCCCGUUUGGGGUCAGGGCACGUGGGGCUGGGCCCCCUCCCCACAAACAGCUCCCCCCACCCCAUGCUUGCAGCCCCCAUGCCCCAAGCCAACGGGGCUGAACAGACAACACUGGGGGGGGGCUGCUGGUGGUGGUGGUGCCAUCAGCACCCCCUGGCAAGGGGGCACCAAGGGGGCUUGAGCCGGGGGGUGCUGUGGGGUGGGGGCUGCUCCGGCUCCCUUUUGGGGAAGGGGGGUCCUGGUCCCGGGGGGGGGUGGGCGGCAUGGGGCAGGCAGCGGGGCCGCCCCGGGUUCAGGGAAUGGGGAGGGGGACGUGGUUCGGACCGGGGCUGAGCUCUGCUGCUCUAGGCCAGGGCUGUUUGCUCCCCGGAGGGGGGGGCUGCUGGGGGCCACGUCCCCACGGUGCUCGGGACCGGGAGCCCGGCUGUCACGUACUGUAAAUACUCCGUGUGCCACCUUCCUCUCCGGGACCCUCAGCGCGGGCAGGGCGGCGGGGGGUUGAGGGGGGGGGGGGAGGCGAGCAGGAGACCGGGGUCUGCCCGAGACUUUUUUGUAUACCACAAACUUUUUGUAUAUUUUUAAUUUUGCUGCAACAUGAGAUAUUAAAUUCAUUUCAAUAA
Molecule: messenger RNA, 4467 nt
Organism: Anas platyrhynchos (mallard)
Lineage: Eukaryota; Metazoa; Chordata; Aves; Anseriformes; Anatidae
Gene: XKR7
Product: XK related 7
Biological process (GO): phosphatidylserine exposure on apoptotic cell surface; apoptotic process involved in development; engulfment of apoptotic cell
Cellular component (GO): plasma membrane
Source: RefSeq, a predicted model, not a curated record